Messenger RNA from Sinocyclocheilus rhinocerous, 486 nucleotides. Its product is annotated as poly [ADP-ribose] polymerase 15-like. The transcript has 3 exons. Gene Ontology annotation, cellular component: nucleus; cytoplasm. The coding region runs from base 1 to 486 and encodes 161 amino acids. Lineage: Eukaryota; Metazoa; Chordata; Actinopteri; Cypriniformes; Cyprinidae. Gene Ontology annotation, biological process: negative regulation of gene expression; protein poly-ADP-ribosylation. The record is from RefSeq and is a predicted model, not a curated record. Gene Ontology annotation, molecular function: NAD+ poly-ADP-ribosyltransferase activity; transcription corepressor activity.
AUGGCGGUAGAGCAAGCGAUCAAAAGAGUCCAGAACAGCGCACUUUGGAGAAACUACAUGAUCAAAAAGGAGGAACUGGAAGACAAAAACAAACACACGAAAAAUGAAAAGCGUCUCUUCCACGGCACUGGCCCUGAUAAGACAGAUCAGAUAAACAAUCACGGCUUCAAUCGCAGCUUCGCUGGCAUGCAUGGAGCCAUGUAUGGGAAUGGAACAUAUUUUGCUGUGGACCCCAAUUACUCAGCCCAAGGCUACUCUGCACCUGAUGCCAAAGGACAUAAACGCAUGUACCUUGUCAGGGUGCUUGUUGGCGAUUUCACUCAAGGAAAAAGAGGCCUUCUUGUUCCCCCUGCGAGGAGCUCCAAUAGUGCUGAUCUCUAUAACAGUGUGACUGACAACAUGAGCAACCCAACCAUGUUUGUGAUCUUCAACGAUGUACAGGCUUAUCCAGAAUACCUAAUCAACUUCCAGCAGGGCUGGGCCUAA